Molecule: messenger RNA, 465 nt
Organism: Verticillium dahliae VdLs.17
Lineage: Eukaryota; Fungi; Ascomycota; Sordariomycetes; Glomerellales; Plectosphaerellaceae
Exons: 3
Coding region: 1-465 (154 amino acids)
Molecular function (GO): protein dimerization activity
Source: RefSeq, a predicted model, not a curated record
AUGGCUGGCAAGAAGCGUGUGCGUAACUUCACAGCCGAUGACCGCGCGACUCAUCGCAUAUUUGAGAAAAACCGACGCGAAGCGUUCAAGAGCCGUCUGAUUGAACUUGCAACUCAUCUUCCAGCCCUCGGCGGCACUGACCCUCAACGCCUUUCCAAGCACGUCGUGGUCCAAGAGAGCAUUGCUCGUCAUAAGCUCAUGAAAGGCCUCUGCUCUGAUGCGUUCCAAGACAUCCGCGCUCUGGUCCAAGAGCGUGAUGAGCUCCUUACUCAGGUCAACCACCGUCGGCUCAUUGACGGUUUGGCGCCACAGGCUCCGAAGGCCGUCAAUCUACAUCUAGACCGCCUUCAGCUCUGUAUCGCCCACGGCCGCUUCAGGUCCUAUGCCUACUCUAAUAUCCCUGGGAAUCCCAGCGCCCGCAGCGGAAACCACUCUCCUCGACCGUUUCUGGGAUGUGACGCAUGA